This is a messenger RNA of Bombina bombina (fire-bellied toad), 3234 nucleotides long. It is a transcript of the gene EXOC4, whose product is annotated as exocyst complex component 4. The transcript has 18 exons. The record is from RefSeq and is a predicted model, not a curated record. Bases 55 to 2961 code for a protein of 968 amino acids. Gene Ontology annotation, biological process: Golgi to plasma membrane transport; chemical synaptic transmission; exocytosis. Lineage: Eukaryota; Metazoa; Chordata; Amphibia; Anura; Bombinatoridae. Gene Ontology annotation, cellular component: synapse; growth cone membrane; exocyst.
CGGCAUUGUGUUGUGAUAUUUUGGUGUGUGAAGAGGAAGCAGCUGCAGGGCAAGAUGUCUGGGUACAGGAGCCAGAUCAGUAAAAGCAAAGACCCUUCCGGGCUGCUGAUCUCUGUGAUCAGGACACUUUCUACCAGUGAUGAUGUUGAAGACCGAGAAACUGAAAAAGGUCGACUGGAAGACGCUUACGGGAAAUGUGAUCAUGAUCUCAAUGAAAAGAUUGAGCUGCAUUUCGAGGAACUCACCACCGCCAUCCGCACAUACCAGAGCAUUACUGAGCGCAUUACUAAUUCACGCAACAAAAUUAAGCAGGUGAAAGAGAACCUCCUAUCCUGCAAGAUGCUGCUUCACUGCAAGCGCGAUGAGCUGAGGAAACUAUGGAUCGAGGGGAUCGAGCACAAACAUGUCCUGAACCUUUUGGAUGAAAUUGAAAACAUUAAGCAGGUGCCUCAGAAACUGGAGCAGUGCAUGGCCAGCAAGCACUACCUGAAUGCCACCGACAUGUUGGUUUCUGCUGUGGACUCAUUGGAUGGACCUCUGCACCAAGUCGAGGGACUCAGUGAUUUAAGACUGGAGCUUCACAGUAAGAAACUAAACAUGCAUUCUGUGCUUAUUGAUGAGCUUCACCGGCACUUGUAUAUCAAGUCCACCAGCCGAAUUGGUCAUUGGAACAAGGACAAGAUGGGGAGCAGCCCUUUUCUUAAGGAUUCCCCAGUUCCUCGUCUUGACGUCACCAAUAUGUCAACACCCCGAAAGUUCCUCGAGGCCUCUCAGUUUGGAACUCCUGGUUGCUCGAGUGUUAAGGAGUUGUGUCUUCAGGAGAUUAAGGAGGACCUGGACUCUGAUCCCGAGGAGAACAGUUUAGUCUUUAUGGGAAUCCUGAUUAAGGGUCUGGCUAAGCUAAAAAAAAUCCCGGAGACAAUCAAGGCCAUAAAAGAGCGUUUAGAGCAGGAGCUAAAGCAGAUUGUCAAGAGAUCUACUACACAGGUGGCCGACAACGGCUACCAGAGAGGAGAAAACCUGAGCCAAGAAAACCAACCAAGGUUGCUUCUAGAGUUGUUGGAACUUCUGUUUGAUAAGUUUAAUGCCGUUGCUGCUGCCCAUUCAGUGGUUCUUGGACAUCUACAACAGAUUGUGACCUCUCCCACAAGCCAACAAGAUGGGGAUAUCAAGCUGUACGACAUGGCCGAUGUGUGGGUGAAGAUUCAGACAGUGCUGCAGAUUCUACUCACAGAAUAUUUAGACAUGAAAAACACAAAGACGUCCUCUGAACCUUCCGCGCAGCUGAGUUACGCCAGCACUGGCCGUGAAUUUGCCGCAUUCUUUGCAAAGAAGAAACCACAAAGGCCCAAAAACUCUCUGUUUAAGUUUGAGUCGUCCUCUCACGCGAUAAGUAUGAGUGCCUACUUACGAGAGCAGAGGAGGGAGCUGUACAGCAAAAGUGGGGAGCUUCAAGGUGGGCAUGACGAUAAUCUGAUAGGUGGAGGGUCGAGGUUCGUCUGUAAGCCUGGAGCCAGGAACAUCACCGUUAUAUUCCAUCCGUUGCUAAGAUUUAUCCAAGAGAUAGAGCAUGCUAUGGGCUUGGGUCCUGCUAAGCAGUGUCCCCUGAGAGAGUUUCUUACCAUGUACAUCAAGAACAUCUUCUUGCACCAGGUCCUAACUGAGAUUAACAAGGAAAUAGAAGGAGUCACCAAAGUGACAGAUCCCUUGAAGAUUUUGGCCAGUGCUGACACCAUGAAAACCUUAGGAGUUCAACGUCCUUUAUUACAGAGCACUGUCAUUGUGGAGAAGACUGUGCAGGACCUAAUGAAUUUAAUGCGGGAUCUCAGUGCGUAUUCUGAUCAGUUCCUGAACAUGGUGUGUGUCAAACUACAGGAAUAUAAGGACACCUGCAGUGCAGCAUUCAGGAGCAUUGUCCAAUCAGAUGAGAAGUUGGUCUUUAGUGCUUCAUGGGUUAAAGAUGAUGACAUCACCAGGCUUUUAAAGUCUCUUCCUAAUUGGCUGAACAUGGCCCAGCCUAAACAGCUCCGCCCCAAGCGGGAAGAGGAGGAGGAUUUUAUACGAGCUGCCUUUGCCAAGGAGUCAGAAGUCCUUAUUGGUAAUCUUGGAGAUAAGCUGAUUCCCCAGAAUGAGAUCAUGGGUGAUGUUAGUGACCUGAAAGCUCUGGCCAACCUACACGAGAGCCUGGAGUGGCUGGCAGGGAGGCUGAAAACUGUGAUUUCCAACCUGCCCAAUGCCCAAACCAUGUCUCCUGGCUCAGACAGUCACCUAAGUGCAGACAUACCUGCCGUGUCUGAGCUCAUCUUGCAAACCCUGAACGAGUUAGCAAAGUCCUUUCAAGACAUGUCUGACCGCUGCCUCCUGGUCCUGCAUCUUGAAGUCAGAGUUCACUGCUUCCACUAUCUCAUCCCAUUGGCCAAGCAAGGAAAUUAUGCAAUUGUUGCAAAUGUAGAGAGCAUGGACUAUGACCCGCUAAUUGUGCGGCUCAACAAGGACAUCAGCGGCAUUGAGGAGGUUAUGGGCACGAGUCUGCAGCAGCACAAGUUCCAGUACAUAUUUGAAGGACUGGGCCACCUGAUCUCGUGCAUCCUGAUUAACGGGGCGCAAUACUUCAAAAGAAUCAGUGAAUCUGGCAUCAAGAAGAUGUGCAGAAAUAUUUUCGUCCUACAGCAGAAUCUCACCAACAUCACUAUGUCCCGCGAGGCAGAUCUGGAUUUUGCAAGGCAAUACUACGAGAUGAUGUACAACUCAGCAGAUGAGCUGCUAAACCUGGUGGUGGAUCAGGGUGUGAAGUAUACAGAGCUGGAGUAUAUUAAUGCCCUGAGCCUUCUACACCGCAGCCAGACCGGAGUGGGUGACCAGACCACACAGAACAUGAGGCUGCAGCGACUAAAGGAGAUUAUCUGCGAACAAGCUGCCAUCAAGCAAGCCACAAAGGACAAAAAGAUCACCACCGUGUAACAGGGGCUCUCUGAGCAGAAUAACCCCUUGUUUGCCAGAGGGGUUAAGCUCACUGUCAUAUUCCUAUGGCUAAUGGUGUUGGCAGGCUUGGUGGCUUCACAUCUUAUCAAAAGGACUUUAAACACCUCACAAAUCAAAUUGCUGCUUUAGGCAGAUUUCAGCAUUUUGAAAACCUAGAUUAUAGAUUUUGCUUUUGUUCUGUCCAGAGAGCCUGUGACAAGGACAAUCUUUACACAAAAGAUAAAGGUGGCUGAUGUCACUUUAAUGGUUUAA